AUGGAGGGCGGAGCUACACCGCUCACCGCGCUCAAACUCCGUACCCAAUGCACCACCCCCAGCAAGCACAGAAUCAGCUCAUCGUCUAGUUCACUCUCGAGCUUGUCAUACCCGCAAAUCCCUUCGCGCCGUUCGUCUCUUUCUGCGAGCGUGGAAUACGAUUCGAGCGAAUUAGAAUACGAUUCGAGCGAGUUGGCGACGUCGACCAGAACCCCGUCUCUUAGUGAUAGUCUUUACAAGAUCGAUGUAGUGAAGAUCCGCCAAGAACACGUGGCUUCUCGCCAUAUUCGCAAGGCUGGUCUUGACGUGAAGGAAGACCCAUUUGUCGACAAUACACCACGACGCCGUGUUAAUCGUCGAGUGGGGCUUAUGACACAGAGUGGAUAUCAAUUAGCGCCACAACUGCUUGUUCGCUGGAGCUCUGGUUCGUAUGGUGCUCUAGAGCCAUGUCUCUCGUCCAAGUCGACCUCGGGUUCUAGCCUAAUGGAGCCUCCAGAAGAUUCAGCCUUGAGACGGAAAUGCAGAAUGGAUAGCACCCAGUCGUUAUCAAACUUCAUGCCUCAAGGUCCCUCCAGAUUGCUUUGUCCGUUGGAGCUCCCUGUCACGUUUGCCAGUAUGAGAUCUUACGCAGGUGGGCCGUACAUGGGUAUAGAUUCCAUGUUUUUGUGGGCCUCAGUAAUUAUAUCGGCUGACGUCGAGCCCAUCUCUUUGCCUGAGACCUCGGGUCUUGCAUCUCUUGAUGUGAUUAUCUUGUUCGACAGCUUGCAACAAACUUCUGUGAGCAUUUUGACUCCCAUGGUCUUGGCAUCAUCAGUGCUUGCCUCGAACUUGAGUACCAACCGUGACCGGAUAGCCAUGGCAUGUGUUGACGGGAGUGCGAGAAACGGGUAUGAGCUCUUGCUUCCGCUGGGGUUCCACUCCUUUGAAACGUCAAGAUCUGCUCUGAAUGACUUCGCUCUGCGUCAAUUGAAGAAGAAACCGAAAAGGUAUUCUAACCUGAGUAAGUCCAUUCAACAGGUAUCUCAACUAUUUCAUCCCUCUCCAAGAGCAGCGUUUUGCCAUUUGCUGUUGAUCUCCGCGGAUCCACCAGAAACCCUAUUUAUAUCCGGCGUUGACCCUGCCAUUGGAUUCCAUACUAUUUCCCCUCAACUCUCAUUUCCACUUGCCACAGCACACCACCCACUUGGCUGGCACAUCUUUUAUGAUGCGAACGCGGACGAUCCACGAUCCAGUGAAGUUCAUUUUAUGCGAAAGGUCUCCAAAGUUGUUCGGCAGCUUCGUACCGGCCUCAACCCCGGAAUCAUCUCCAAUCUGAGACUAUUUUUGGAUCAGGGCUACGGAUGCCAGUUCGAGUCCGCAAUGGAAGACUCCCAUUUGGCACGGUUACGGCCAGGAGAGACUUGGACAACGAAAGUAAAAAUUGGUGUGCCGAUCGAGUUCUACCAAGAAACUCAACUAACUGGACAUCCCAUCCUCGAAAAUCUAAUCAGUCAAAUCAACUGUGUUCUGAAAGCAUAUUCUUCCCAACCGACUGCCCAACAUGUUCUCAGUGCGCGUCUGAGAUAUCAUCACUCUCUGCUUCCGACAUCGCAUGAUAUUUGCUUGGAAACCCAUUGCACCAUUUCGCGCACUCCGGAUGUGCCAUUUCGUCUUCCGAGCGUCAACGACAAAGAUUCGCGGCUAGUUUCGUAUGAACUUGAUGAUGAAGCUAUCAGUAUCAGCUUGGGGUCGGCAAGCGAGUGCAGUUGA
This is a messenger RNA of Penicillium paradoxum, 1749 nucleotides long. RefSeq lists its product as uncharacterized. Lineage: Eukaryota; Fungi; Ascomycota; Eurotiomycetes; Eurotiales; Aspergillaceae. The coding region runs from base 1 to 1749 and encodes 582 amino acids. The record is from RefSeq and is a predicted model, not a curated record. The transcript is spliced from 3 exons.